Heterobilharzia americana is the source of this 2170-nucleotide messenger RNA. The record is from the annotation of a GenBank genome assembly. NCBI's taxonomy places the organism in Eukaryota, Metazoa, Platyhelminthes, Trematoda, Strigeidida, Schistosomatidae.
AUUCCGGCGCUAGCUAAGAAUAUUCAGUGCUAAUGACGCACUGUUCUAUGUCGGAAAUAAGUGAACAAGGUUUGUGCACUUCUUCAAUAGAGACUACGCAGAUGAUGUCUUUCACUGAUGAACGUUUUAGCCAAAAUGCCAAUGUGUGCAAAAUCGAAUAUACUCACUUUGGUGAAUUUUAUGUUUGCACAUUGUGUAACGUAAAGUGCACUGGAAGGAAACCCUUUCUACAGCAUAUAUAUGGAUCAGUUCACAAAAGGAACUCCAAUUCAAACACAUUUUUCGGAAAUGAAUGCAACGCGAACUUGAACUCUCUUGAGCAGUACGUCCCACAUUGCAAUGGAUUGGGACAUGAACGGAACGUACUUCCAUCCUCUGAACGUUUGACUUCUGGACAAGGUUGCACCCAGCAAGGAUCUGUUGGAGACAAUGACGCUUCCUACUUUUGUACACCUUGUAGUCUUCAGUGUUCUUCUAAGAAACAACUGGAUUGUCACUUGUUAGGUAGGAAACAUGUAAGACGGUGCAGCAGACAAACAGCGUAUUCGCCUGUUCAGCGGUCGGACAACGUUGUGUUGCAAUCACAAUCGAAUCAGCUUGUUGACCUAGUGCAAGAUUUUUCACAAAUGCAUACUUCGAUGGAGUCAGCAGUUGGAAAUUCGAACAACUCAACUAAUGCAGAAAUGGUUCCCUUUAUUAGAAAGAUCACAGAACUUGAGUCGAGACUCAUAUCAACGACUGGUGUUUCUCUGGUGUUUUCAUCACUGUCAUUUUGCUCACUUCCUCCAUGUCAGCAACAAAUGGACACAGAUGACGCAGUCAGAGCAUCUCUUCAACAAAGCACUUGUGACUCAUAUGAAAGCGAACACUUUUGUAGACACACUGCUUGUGUCUUAGUGCGAUCAUUGCAGGUGAGUUGGUGUUUUGCCACGAUUAUUUUUUAGAUCUUAUUUACACUAGACAAACAACAAUUGUAUGUUCUUGAGUAAUAAUAAAUGACAACCGAAUAAGGUUGCAAGUCCAUGAUCAUGUGCACGUUGGCGUACUGCUCUGUAGGUUAACAUCUGUGUGAAAUUUGACUAUAUCAGGCUGGCAAAGUUGACUAAACAGAGCAUAUUUCGGUUUCAUGAAUCACUGGUAGAUAAAUAAAUCCUUGCAUAUAUCCACACGAUGGUUAAAUGAGAAAUCGGGGUGGGUUUCUUUGUGGGAAACUGGGAGGAUUUCUUCGAGUGCUUCUCGCGUUUUGAAUUUUUGGAGGAAGCAUCUCUUCUCUAAUGAUGACAAACUUACUAGAGAGAAUUAUGCAUGCAUCACCGAAAGAGAAGCAUUUCUUACACGAAACGUUUUGUUAUAUACAACGAAGCAUAUGUUUCAACACGGUAGAUCAUAGUUUUGUACCGUUUUUAAUGAUCCUGUUUCACAUGCUUCAAUAUUCAAAAUGCAAAGCAUAUUUGUGACCGUGUUUAGAGUUAGUCGUUUUCCUAUUUCGUCUUCUGCUCUGAUAUGUUAUUAAAAUGAGUUGGGAAGCAAAAGUUCAUUCUGAGUUGUUUUGUUUUGGAUUGUUGUGUAUCUCGAGAAAGUUGUAAUCAACAUGAGUACGAUGGACAUUUCAUAUAGUUUACCUAAAAGUACAAAUGCCUGCUACCAAGGUGAAAUAUCGUAUUCUGCUUUGCAAUAAGAUGAAUUAUUGUAUUGGUAAAUGUUUGUUGGUGGACAUUUUAGGUUUUGCGUGAAACAAGCUUAAUGUCGAAGCCACGUGUAUGUUAUACAAAUGGCACUAAAUACGCGCCACUUCACCUUUCUAACGAUUGUCAGGCUGUUGUGAAAGCAUUGUGCUUAUUCACUAGGAAUUCAACUAGUCAAUUUUAAAACAGCAGUAAACUUGUGUUAACUAUUGUCAUCUGAGGUUCUGAAGUCAAACAAGUUUUUUUCGAACGCUAAAUUAAGCUAAAUGGUAUGCUUUUCAUUGCAGACUCCAUCUAACGAGACAUGUUUGUGCCCUAUAGAUAUGAACUAUAGCACAGAACUUAACUAUCGAUUCUCAUUCCACGAAUAGCCGAGACUGAACGAUCAAUUAAUAUCAAUAUAGGACCAGGCAUUACUGCGUAACGGUUGAGUUGCCACAGCUCAUAUCGGUACAUCAAGUAGAAAGGUAGUGAGAUGGAAGAUG